AUGGCGGACAGUCGAGAAACCACGGCGUCAACUACGCCCCAGCCCGACAUGACGCGCAACCGAUUGCCGACCCUUUUCGAGGUUUUGAGCCGUCGCACACUUCCUCCCGUUGAUCUCUUCUCUUUCUACAUCUAUAUGCGAGACCAACAGCGAUCCGUAGAUUACCUGGACUUUUGGCUGGAUGUCUCACAACACAUGUCUCUUUGUCGUCAUUACGUCCGCGAACUUCGACGAUCUGUUCUCAUAGCGACCCCAGACCUAGAAAAGACAUCUAAGCGAUCGUCGAUACUGGACCUUGGCGACUUGGAAUCUCGUGCGGCUGGUCCAUCGGGGUACCCAACUGAGAAGGAAAGAGAUCACGAUGCGCAUAUGUCGGCCUUUUUGCGCGAAGAUCAGAGCCAUGAAUCACCCCAGACACAGAGCGGCUCGAAUCACACCAAACCUAGCCCUCCAUUCAGCCAAUCUCAUGAUGCGACGGACUCAAACUCUCCGGCCCAUACGGUGGCUCGACAGGAUAUAAGGGCCUCUGCCGAGAAGAUUCUCUAUACCUUUUUGAUGCCUGGAGCCGAGAGAGAGAUUACGCUGCCCGGAUCAAUCACCCAGGAUGUUACGGCUAGCAUUGAAGAGUAUGGUCGAGACGACCCAGAAGUCUUUGAUGUGGCCAAGGACUACGUAUUCCAGGCAAUGGAACGAGAUGCGUUUCCCGGUUUCUUGCGCAUGAAGGCAUUGGGCAAUCUCAUCCCCCCGACGCUUGUUAUGCGUCUCAUCAUUGGACUUGUUGCCAUGUUUGGAGCUUUUUGGACUUCAUUCAUCCUAAUCUUUCUCGAUAAAUCUAGAGCACUCCGAUGCUGGCUCAUUCUUCCAUUCACUAUUGGCGUUUACUUCCUGGCGUCAUACCAAUAUUCCCUAGACCCAAUCCUGGCACUCAUCGGAUUCAGCGAGUACACACCCUUUAACUUCUCGCGCAUUAGAGAACCCUAUGUCCGCCGCAUGCUUGCAAAGCGCGCUAUGAUGGUAUUGGCUGUGACUCUGCUGAUCGAUGCUGGGCUAUGUGUUUUGUUCAUUCUUGUCCCGGGCAAAAGACUCUAA
This is a messenger RNA of Trichoderma atroviride IMI 206040, 1089 nucleotides long. RefSeq lists its product as uncharacterized. The record is from RefSeq and is a predicted model, not a curated record. Gene Ontology annotation, cellular component: plasma membrane. Gene Ontology annotation, biological process: intracellular protein localization. Lineage: Eukaryota; Fungi; Ascomycota; Sordariomycetes; Hypocreales; Hypocreaceae.